CAGAGAGCCAGGGAGAAGAGACGGAGAGGAGGAGGUGGAGGAGGGGAGCAGGAGGAGGAGGAGGAGGGAAGCUGGCGGGCACACACUUACAGCCCUCAGUAUACAACCCGAGUGUGAGGUGACUGCACCCCUACCAUGCGUCUCUACACCCCGGCCAAGUCUCCGUCAUCCGGGGGAGAGGAGAGCGAACGAGAGCGAGAAACCAAAGUAGCACGUCGUGACAAAACCUUCCCUUACGAACCACGACCAGGACAGCGAACCACCGACGACGACCAGGGACGCCACGACGAACGGCUACCACGGGACGACGCCACCACGGCCACCACCAGCACGACCACAACCAGCACCCCGCUACACCUUACUCGCUUACAAGACUCGCUGCCCUUCAGGAGUCCGCUCAGAGAAGAGAAACUGGAGGGCAUGCGGGUGGAGGUGAACGGAGAGGGUCACGGAGGCAAGCAAAACGGCACUAACUCACACGGACCUAUCCCAACGCUGCUACAGAAUGGGGCGGACACGAUUUGUUCCCUGGACAGCCUGGACAGUGUGCCUUGGAACAUCGAGGGCAUAGAGACCAUCAAGGAAAACGGGUGCAAGACGCUGCUAGGCAAGUGGGCUUUAGAGGAGAACGGAGAACAUGGCUUGCCCGAUGAAGACGAAUUGCACGCACUUAGAGAAGAUAACAAGAAGCUUAAGGCUGCUCUGAAGGAGGCAGCCGAGGUCAACAGGCAGUGGCGGCAAUACCAUGAGCAGAGGCAGCGGUACGUGGAUCGCCUCCUUACGAUGCUACACGAAUACCAACAUCCCCGAGCAGUUCACUCCCCGAGACAGCAGCUGGACGUGGAGCAGGGAAGCCCGGAGGGGGAGGCUCGGAGGCUGCAGGAGGCGCUGACGAGGCUGCAGGCGGACCACGACGAGCACGUGACUCUACUGGAAAUGCAGGUACGGGCACACCGUGAUGACUGGGAGGCGGAGCGCAGCGAGAAGCAGGCAACCCAAACGGCCCUGUCCGAGGCGCAGGCACGAACAGCUCUCCUCCUUCAGGAACUACAACUGCUGCAGGCUAAGCUGGCGGACACCGAGAGCAAACGUGGCCUGUGUUGGCGCUGUGCCGGGCCCCACAGCGCCUCGCCCAGCACCCAGGCCUCCCCUGUGCCUGCGCCCUCAGCCCCCUCGCCGUCACCGGGCCCCGCCGCCUCCCCCACCCCGCUCCAGGAGGCACCCCAGGCUCCUUUGAAGGGUUGGAUCCCAGUCUCUAUGCUGCACCAGAUCGCCUUCAGCGGAUCAACGCCUGAACAUCAGACACCAGUCGUGCAGCGCCCUCUAACCCCCUCUCGCGGCGGUCAGCCACACCACCACCACCACCACCAUCACCACCACCACCAGCAACGACCCACCAGCCUCAACACCACCGCGGCGAGGCAAGGGGAGGGUUACCAGCUGGAGCCAAGAAGUCGAGGUAGUGAUUCUAAGGCCCCGAGCCCUCGCAGAACGCCGUCCCGCGACAAGACUCCAGUUUUCAGCGACGUUGAUGAGAGGAAGAAGUACGAGGCGAUGGGGGCGAGGCCUAAGGUGUUGGGGAACCUGCAGUCCGUCAACGGGAAGGAGGAUGAGCCAGUGGAGGAUGAGAAGAGCGCCAAACACAGAGCCCGAUCAAUCCUGGCCAGCGCCCUGCCCGUCUCCCCAGUCUCCGGAGGUCCUGCCACCCCAUUUGGAGUCACGAAAAGUCCCUCCACCCCCAACAUGCCCAAGGGAUACGUGCCCAUCACCUCCACCAUCCUCACGCCCGUCAACUUCCGUCCGCCCUUCGUGGCAAAUAAGAGACCUCCAUCAGUGAAACAGAACAUUCCCUUGAGCACCACUUCUUCCCCCACGACGCCGACACACACCCGCAGCGGAUCCUCCCCUUCCCCUUCCGCGGCCACCACCACCACAACCGCCACCACCACGAAUGCAGUUCCUGUGAGGCACACUAGCACUUCCAGCAACUCUGUAGAACCUCAGACAAGUGCCCAACAUAACAUCAAUCAUUCGAGCCACACGUCGGAUGCCCACAAGCCCACGACACAGGAGAACAAAGCCACCAAGAGUCACAGUCGAGGCAGCAAGACGCAGGUCAGAACAGGGGCACAAGACCGCAAGAAGGUUGCCACCACCUCCACCACCAACUCCACCCCCACCACCACCACCACCACUUUCAGCACACACUCCACCAGCACCACCUCCAACACAAACACCACACAGUCCCGGACGAGCAUCAACGAAAUGACCUCAAUCACACCGUCUAGUCUCAACGCCACCACCACCACCACUACCACUCUGUCUUCCUCCAGCCCCACAUCCUCCACCUCCUACCACGUCUCCUCGUCCCACAGCAGAAGUACCUCCGUGUCUUCCAGGAGCAGCAGUCAGCCCGCCGGGGACGUCACUGCUCACCAGCCCGUUCAGAAUCCAGGUUUCCAGCCAGUCACAGUUGUGCGUGCCUCGCCCCUCACCGCCACCCCCGGGAACGCCUCCAGCCAGUCAGGGAGCAGCACAAAGGGACAGGACAGCAGCAACAACGGCAAGGGAAGAAGCGGCAGCCACCGAGCCUCGCACAGAUCCUCUAAGCCUUCCUCGCCGCUCCUGCCAGAUGUCUUCGCCGCCACCACCGCUGCAGAGGAGGGCCACCCCCAGACAGGGUCAGCGACCACCACCACCACCACUACUACCGCCGCCGCCACACAUUCCUCCCCCGCUAACAACACAGCCUUCGCCGCCAUCACCGUCACGUCCACCGCCUCCAGCAUGCAGGUGCCUCACUCGCCCUCCACCUACUCCUCCACGCCCUCUUCGCGCUCCUCCUCGCCCGGCAUCUCCCUCACCACCUUCGGCCUCAACUCUGAGGGCCGCGGCAUCCCCGGGGCAAUCUUUUUCGCCAUGGGUCCGGAGCAGCGGGGGACGAGGAGUCCCCAGCCCGGCGUCUCCUCCCGGCGGGCCUCCAGCUCCUCCUCAGGCACACACAGCCAUACCCCAGACCCAGUGACGGCCAGCCACCCCCACGACGGCCGCCCGCCGGCAGGCGUCAAGAGUCCUCCCGUGGCCCCCAACAGGCCCGCCACGCCCUCCGCCGUGAAGGAGGACCAAUGGUGGUCGAUGGAGGGGGGAGGCCGGGGAAGUACAGGCAACCGGCAGCAACAAGGGGCGCCGGGCAAGCUGGUCAACUCAACCUGGGUGAAGCUGAUGGGCAGCCGCGCUGACGGCCGCCAGAGCUCCGGGCUGCCUUGGCGCACCGCGAGGGCCGUGUCGGGGCAGACUCUGAAGCAGACUCGUCGCACGCCUACCGAGGACUCCUCCGGUGACCCCAGCGACCCCACCUCCCCCGGCAGUGUGUCCUCCACCGCCACCUUCAGCUACACGCCCGCCGUCAACUCCCCGCCGUCCUCUGCCAACAGCUCGGCGGCCUCCUCGCCGCUGCCCUCCGUCAACCAGCGGGACGACCUCAAGUCCCUGGCCUCCAAGAACAUCACAUCCGCCAUCAUGAGUUACGAGCUGAACACAAAGUGUGAGGGCGUGGGGGGCAAUGCUUCCACGCCCACCAACGGCCCUGAAGGCGUGGAGACACUCUCCCGCCAAGACCUCGUCUGCCCUUCGUGUCAGAUGCUCUUCCCGCCACACAAACACAUGCUCUUCCUGGAUCACUUCGAAGCCUGCCGCGGCCCCGCCUAUGCUGACCUGUGAUACACCGCCUGAGUGAGUCUACUGAUUGUUUCUUGCGUCCACGGCUCCAUCACUGGGCGGGGCGCGGACACCAACCAGUGCUGUGGAUGUGCACCGUGAGGCCACCGCACCAUCAGGCAGCCAGUAACCAGUGCUGUGCCUGUGUGUGCCAAGAGGUCAUCACAGCAUAAGGAGGCCACAUCAUUGAUCCAUGGUCCCUGCUCCAUACUAGCAGCAGUCCCUCCCGGCAAUGACCCAAGGGCUGACAUCUUCUGGAUGUUUACUGUCUUGAAUAAUUAUGAUCCAUGACUUUAUGCAACAUAGCGUAUAAUUAUUUGACAAUUUAAGUUAGGCUGACGUCGCCAUAGUCACUACCUUUUUUGGAACGCUUGAAAAUAUUUUUGUUUGAAAGAAUUACUAUUUAUUAUUUCUUUGUACAUGACCACUGUGUCAGUAAGCUAUCGUGAGGGGCGCAGGUGUUAGCCGCAGCCCACUGGUGGCACGGGUGGAUUUUAUAACGUAAUUUAGUUAUUUUGUCUUUUUGCGUCGUCUAUCUCGCCACCUACCGUCCAGCCCCACGGGGUUGCCUCCUCCGUGUGGCUACUCGCUUCUCUAAACAUACAUUCCUUGUACACAUUUUUAGGGCUUAACUCGAGGCUCGGCUCCGCGGCGCAACCAGCGGGUGACGGCCGGCGAGGCUCACGAGGCCUCGGCUUGGAGGGUCGCUCCAGUGCCGCGCCCCACACGCGGGGCCGCUGCGUUGGCAAGACUGACUUGAACCGAUGCUGGCACACACACACACACACACACACACACUUCUUCGCUGAAGGUAUACCUUAUAUAUUAAUGUAUUUGCUCAGAACACACACACACACACACACACACACACAUGCACACACACACACAUUUUUUUGUAUAUAUGUAGCUAUUUAUAAUUAACAGCAUGUAUAUUGUAUGAUCGAACUAGAAUAUACUUAAAGAAUAUAAUAAAGUAAACGUGUUAAUUGAAAUAUCAAAUAGCUAUAUUAUAAUCAUACGCGAAUUUGUAUAUCUAUAAUAACACUGAUGACAGACG
Molecule: messenger RNA, 4774 nt
Organism: Eriocheir sinensis (Chinese mitten crab)
Lineage: Eukaryota; Metazoa; Arthropoda; Malacostraca; Decapoda; Varunidae
Product: mucin-5AC-like
Exons: 7
Coding region: 136-3720 (1194 amino acids)
Source: RefSeq, a predicted model, not a curated record